GCGCUGCUGGGCCGCUCGCCGCGGAAGGGCGGACGCGAAGGCGAGGCCAGGCGCGGCCGAGCGCAGGCUGAGCUGGGCUGGGCUGGACAGGCAGCGCUCCGGGCGGCCAUGGGGGCCCGGAGCACCGCGCCUUCUCGCGGCGCCCCCGCCCCGCCGGGGCCGCGGCGCCCCCCCGCCGGACUCCGGUGAGGGGCCGAGCAGCGCCGCCCGGUCCUCCGCCUCGCUUCCUGCUCCGUCCGCCGGCGCGCCGGGACCCAGGCGGGGCCUCCGCCUCCGGCGUGACCCCACGUGCGCGGCCUGACCGGCGCCGCCACGCCUGUCGGCGGGGCCCCGCCGGCCGGGCGGACAAAACGAGCGGGCGGCGGGGCGGACGCAGCUCCCUCGGUCUGGCGCGAGCUGCGGGAGGCUGGGACCGGCCCUCCCGGGCAGCUUCUGCGGGGCCGUAGGAGAGGAGGGCCGGCGCCGGGAAGUCGCGGGCGCCCCUUCUCGCCUCUAACGGCCCUUUCCCGCUGUUGCAGCCCGACCUGCCCACUCCUGCUGGCGCGCUGAGCGCCGCCGCCGCCGCCGGGCCGGCGAGGGCCCGCAAGAUGAGCGCCCCGGAGAAAGCGUUCCCGCUGGACCUCGGGGAGGGCUUCACCGAGGACGCCCCCAGGCCCCCGGUCCCCGGGGAGGAGGGCGAACUCGUCUCCGCGGACCCGCGGACCGCCGGCCACGGCUUUUCUGCCGGGAAGGGCGAGGCGGGGAAAGCCGAAACGUCCACCGCCACCCCGCGGCGCCCGGACCUCGACCUGGGCUACGAGCCGGAGGGCAGCGCUUCCCCGACACCGCCCUACCUGCGCUGGGCAGAGUCGUUGCAUUCCCUGCUGGACGACCAGGACGGCAUCCACCUUUUCCGUACCUUUCUCAAGCACGAGAGCUGCGCAGAUUUGCUGGACUUCUGGUUUGCCUGCAGCGGCUUCCGGAAGUUGGCGCCCUGCGACUCCAACGAGGAGAAAAGGUUGAAGCUGGCCAAAGCCAUCUACAAGAAGUACAUUCUUGACGGCAACGGGAUCGUGUCCCGGCAGGUCAAGCCGGCCACUAAAAGCUUUAUCAAAGACUGCGUUCUGAAGCAACUCAUUGACCCAGCCAUGUUCGACCAGGCGCAGAUGGAAAUCCAAUCCACGAUUGAGGAGAACACGUACCCCUUGUUCCUGAAGUCGGAUAUUUAUUUGGAGUACACAAGGACGGGUGGGGAGAGCCCGAAGGUGCACAGCGAUCAGAGCUCGGGGUCCGGGACCGGGAAGGGCCUGCCCGGGUACCUGCCCACUUUGAACGAGGAUGAGGAGUGGAAAUGUGAGCAGGACCUUGCUGAAGGCGAGGAGGGACAGGCGGUGGCUGCAGCCAAUCCAGAGUCUGCUGCCUCCAGCAGCUUAGCCCAGCAGCUCCUUCUGGAGACAACUGCCCGGCGAGCCCCCACGUCUAGGCACUGCAGCGAGGAGAGGGAGUUCAGGCAUGGGCCUUGGAGAGAGGCAGUGCACCCGUAUUAUGUCAACACCGGCUAUGCCUUGGCACCAGUCACCAGCGCUAAUGACAGUGAGCAGCACAGCAUGUCCAGUGAUGCUGACACCAUGUCGCUGACUGAUAGCAGCCUAGACGGGGUUCCCCCUUACCGGCUGCGGAAGCAGCAUCGCAGAGAGAUGCAAGAAAGCGCCAAAGCAAAUGGACGUGUGCCACUACCUCACAUUCCGCGUACUUACCGAAUGCCAAAGGACAUCCAUGUUGAACCCCAGAAAUUUGCUGCUGAGCUCAUCAACCGCCUUGAGGAGGUAUUGAGGGACCGGGAAGCAGAGGCCAAGUUAGAGGAGCGCUUGAAGCGGGUCCGAGCGGAGGAAGAAGGGGAAGACACAGACCUCCACUUGGGUCCGUCCCUCCUGAGCCACAAGCUGGCCCCCCCACAGCUCUUGCCUCACUUUGCCCCCCGCUAUGCUGAGCUGCAACUGCGCGAUGCUCACGAAGAGAACCCAGAGAGCAUUCUGGAUGAGCAUGUGCAACGGGUGAUGAAAACGCCUGGCUGCCAAUCCCCCAAGCCCCGAUCUCCUGAUAGCGGGCUGGUUGGCAAGCUGCACAGCCUGAUGGGGUCCGUCCCACUGGGCCAUGGCAAGCAUGCCAGCAAGUCAGGGCCAAAGCUGGAGACGGCCAACCUCUAUCACCACAAGCACAUUUACCACCACGUGGUCCAUCACCAUGGCGGUCUGAAGGCCAAGGAGACGCCGGAGGAGGCAACCAGCCAGCGCGUGCAGGGCCCUUUCGCCUGGAGUGUUGAUCCUCACAGCUACUCUACAAAGUCGCGGGCCUACGGGGAGAGCAUGAGCCUGGCCCCAGGCCCUCUGGAUGCCUUGGCCUACAGCGGGAAGGCUGGCUUGCUCUCAAAGCGGAAUGCCAAGAAGUCGGAUCCAGGGAAAAGUGAUGGCACCAGCUAUGAUGUGCCUGGCUCUCCAGAAGACCUAGAAAGGAACCAAAAGAUCAUGCAGUGGAUCAUAGAAGGUGAAAAGGAGAUCAGCAGGCACCGGAAGACAACCCACAGCUCUUCGGGCACAAAGAAGUUGCCGGCUCACGACCCGCCCCGCCCAAUCCCCAUCGACCGCCCCGUGCCUGUGCACCCCUGGAUCGCGCUCCGGAAUGCCGUGCAGCCAUCCCACCCCUUCGUCCAGGACCCAGCCAUGCCCCCCAACCCCGCCCCCAGCCCCCUGACACAGCUGGAGGAGGCCCGACGGCGGCUGGAGGAGGAGGAGAAGAGGAUCGGCAAGCCGGCUGCCAAGCAGAGAACAAAAGCACUGAAGAGGCUGGGUGGCGGCGGCUUCUCCCAGCCCUGUGAGAAUAUCGUCGUGGCGUACUACUUCUGCGGGGAGCCGAUCCCCUACCGCACCCUCGUCAAAGGCCGGGUGGUCACGUUGGGCCAGUUCAAGGAAUUGCUGACCAAGAAGGGAAACUACAGGUAUUACUUCAAGAAAGUCAGUGAUGAGUUUGACUGUGGAGUGGUGUUUGAAGAAGUUCAGGAGGAGGAUGCUGUCCUGCCCAUCUUUGAAGAGAAGAUAAUUGGGAAGGUGGAGAAGAUCGAUUAACCGGGGGUGGGGGGGCUGCUGGGAGCAGGCCUGUGCCUGGCAGCCACAUACUCGUCCUCGCUGCUUGCCUUCUGUGUGGGAAGCUGCAAUCCUCCUGAGACCACGUAGGAUCUCCAGCUUGCUGCAUUGGGAACGUUACACAGCUGUUGACAGAAGCUGCACCAAAGGAUGUCUUUGAGAUGAUCCUGGGCUUGCAAUAUUAUGGCUGUACCACCCCCACCCUGGGACAACGGAGCAAGCCGGAGGCUGGGGACUCCUGGGGGAGGGGAGGCAAGCUGAACAAAACUCUGGUUUGCAUUUUGAAUCACCUUGGAAUGAGGCAUACUUGAUAGAAUUGCACCUUGUCCUGCCCACAGCCUUGCUUGGUGUGUUCCCCACAUCAGUGGUCCUGUUCAGUGCUAUGGAGGAAUAGAGAAAAGACUCCGAGAUGCUAUCUUGGUUCAGGACCAUCCCAUGCCUUGCUACCUCUCUCAUUUUCUUGUUACUCAAUGGUUGUGGGGAGAGAGAGGGCUUAUGGCACAAGAAAGAGGCUGAUGGAUCAGCCUCCCACCAGUCUUUUCUCCUUGCUGAAAGUUGUAGAAGUGUGUGUUUCUCCCUCCUGUCAGUCUUCCUGCUCCACUGCAGCUCUCUCCUUUUAACUUCCCCCUGACACACACAAACAUACACCCUGGGCUCCACGUAUCCAUGGCAGAGGAGGUGGAACAGCCCUCAAGACUGCCCCCACCAGCAUCCACCUCUUGUGAAUGUCACUGAGUGCCUUCCAACCCCAUGCUCGGUCCCCUCCCCUGGUUAGGGUUCUUGCCUCCCUGGGCUCCAAUUGUGUUCCACAUCUGACGGACGUUUUAAUGUGUAGUACCCGGCUGGAGCCGGAUCUUCAUUUUCCCUUUUUGUGAAGGGUUCAAUUGUAGAUAUGUACAUUUUCUAAACCAAGUAUCAGCCAUCAGUGGCUGAGCAAAUGGCUGGCAAUUCUAGAACUUUUUUUUUCACUUGCUGACUUGUACAAUUGAUCUUUUCAAAGGUACUUGGAUAAUAAUGGAAUAAAGCCCCACGCUCCAAUGGUU
Candoia aspera is the source of this 4162-nucleotide messenger RNA. RefSeq names its product axin 1 (gene AXIN1). Gene Ontology annotation, molecular function: I-SMAD binding; ubiquitin protein ligase binding; beta-catenin binding. Gene Ontology annotation, cellular component: nucleus; plasma membrane; beta-catenin destruction complex. Lineage: Eukaryota; Metazoa; Chordata; Lepidosauria; Squamata; Candoiidae. The record is from RefSeq and is a predicted model, not a curated record. The coding region runs from base 588 to 3101 and encodes 837 amino acids. The transcript has 9 exons. Gene Ontology annotation, biological process: cell development; positive regulation of protein kinase activity; negative regulation of canonical Wnt signaling pathway.